Molecule: messenger RNA, 522 nt
Organism: Owenia fusiformis
Lineage: Eukaryota; Metazoa; Annelida; Polychaeta; Sabellida; Oweniidae
Source: the annotation of a GenBank genome assembly
UUCGACACAAUGCAGAGUAGAAGCAUCUUAACAGCGGCUCUAGCCAUAGCGCUGGUAGUACUAGUUUCAGAGAGUUACGCCCAUAGGGUCGGGGGUGGUAAUUACGGGAAUUGUAUGAAGAGUUGCAGGGGCGCAUUUAGACCCUGUAAAAUAAAAUGCAAAAAUGCACCACCCCCAAUUCCGCCCACACCUCGUCCACCCCCUCCACCGCCUCCACCGCCUCAACGACCCCCAAUUCAGGUCCCACCUCGUCCGGCCGUUCCGCAGCCUCAACCACCUGUUUUAGGGAGAAAAUGUAGAUGGAGUCCGUAUGAUCGACCGAGAUUAGGUCAAUGUUCUGCAAGUUGCGGAGGUGGUACACAAAGAGUGACACUUAUAAGGUACAGGUUAUAUGGUAUGGCAGAAACAGGGGAUCCAGAAUGCCUCGGUUCGGAUAGAGUUGUUAGAACCCAAUCAUGUAAUAAUUGGCCGUGUCCCCCGCCCCCAACGCCGCCGGUGUAGAUGGAGUAACUAUGGCCCAGC